This is a messenger RNA of Aspergillus sclerotioniger CBS 115572, 1818 nucleotides long. Its product is annotated as cytochrome P450. Bases 34 to 1512 code for a protein of 492 amino acids. NCBI's taxonomy places the organism in Eukaryota, Fungi, Ascomycota, Eurotiomycetes, Eurotiales, Aspergillaceae. Gene Ontology annotation, molecular function: iron ion binding; oxidoreductase activity, acting on paired donors, with incorporation or reduction of molecular oxygen; heme binding. The transcript has 3 exons. The record is from RefSeq and is a predicted model, not a curated record.
CACAUCCAUUCGACUUUCCAUCCAUCCAUCGCCAUGACAUUUGGUAUCUCUCUGUGCGCAGCUGUCAUAACAGCUCUACUGCUGCCGGUCCUCGGGGCCAUCCGUCGGCUCUACUUCCACCCGCUGUCCCGCUAUAACGGCCCGCGUCUCUGGGCCUUAACCCGCCUCCCUUACAUGUUCGCCUUCCGAUCGGGCCAGUUAGCGCACAAAAUCAAAUCCUUCCAUGAGAUUUACGGUGACACUGUCCGCGUGGCCCCUAAUGAGGUGUCAUUCAUCGAUCCCAGUGCCGUAAAGGAUAUCUACAACCGUCGUCCCAAUUCACACUACAAAUCCCUCCCCAAGGACCCAGUCCGUCAGCCACCCCCGCGACCCGGGCAGCCCAUCAACAUCCUCGAGGCAGGCGAUGAAGACCAUACGCGACUACGAAAAGCCUAUGCGGUCUCCUUUAGUACCCAGGCAUUGACCGCUCAGGAACCACUGGUCACUUCGUACGUUCGCAAAAUGAUCGCCCAGAUGAAGUCCUGGGCAAGCAGCGCAGCAAUUGUCGACCUCCAAGACUGGGUCAGCUACUGUACAUUCGAUAUCAUCUGCUCACUCAGCCUUGGGGAAGACUUUGGCUGUCUGGACCAGGAUCGAUACCAUGAAUGGGUUGGGAUGCUUGUCCACUCCCUGAAAGGCAAAGUCCAACUUGCGUCGUGCCGCUUCUAUCCCUGGCUCUUCAACUAUCUGGUCAAGAGGCUGCCUAAAAGCGCCAUGCUUAUGGCGGCAAAGCACCAGGCGACCACAAAAGAGAAGGUUCAAAAGCGCUUGCACACGAAUGUAGACCGACCAGACUUCCUAUCGCACCUUCAACGUUCCAAACACGAGCUCACGGACGGGGAAAUGGAAAUCAACGCGGCUACCUUGAUCUUCGCAGGGAGUCAUACGCUUCAGACUGGCAUAACGGGUAUCCUAUUCCGCCUCCUACAAAACCCCGACGCGCUGUCUCGGGUGACGGAAGAGGUUCGGAGUAGCUUCGCAACGGCGGAGGACAUCGAUUACAGGAAGCUGUCGAAGCUACCCAUCCUAGAAGCAGCCAUCAAAGAAGGUAUCCGACUAACCUCUCCCGUGCCACUGGGCCUUACUCGCCUCGUCCCCGCCGGAGGCCACACCAUCUGCGACGAAUUCUUCCCCGAAGGCACCAUAGUCUCCUACAUGCAAUGGGCUGCCAACGUCUCCCCCCAAAACUACACCAAGCCAAACGAAUUCCAUUUAGACCGCUGGCUCAACUCCAACGAAGGCCCCUUCGCCAACGACCAGCGAUCCGCCACACAGCCUUUCCUCCAGGGCCCACGGGAUUGCAUCGGACAGAAUCUAGCUCGGAUGGAGAUCUCCCUCAUCCUCGGGCAUAUUCUCUAUAAUUUUGAUCUGGACUUGCCUCAGGGAAACAAAGGUCUAGGUAAAUGGGAAGAUCAAGAGACGUAUGCAGUUUGGUUGAAAUCGCCUCUCCCGGUGAAGUUAACGGCACGUUGAUCGGGUCCUGCUGCUCCCUACUAAGAGACACCGGACGAAUUCACAAUACCAUCUUCCAAGCUCAACGCUACGCUCCGGCACAUAUGAACGGAAACAAUACGACAAUAGAUUCCCACAGCGACUUUCAUAUACACAUAUGGAUAAUAUAGACGAUCGAUCUAGUAUAUAAAAAAACGCACAUACACCAGUAAACAAGUCUCACCAUUACACCCUUCAUUCAGAAUAUCUCAACACAUACUGCUACACAUCAUCCUCAUCCGAGAAAAAAACAACCUCUCGAAUAGUGCAUCGUAACAACACACCCAC